Messenger RNA from Ambispora leptoticha, 343 nucleotides. The record is from the annotation of a GenBank genome assembly. NCBI's taxonomy places the organism in Eukaryota, Fungi, Glomeromycota, Glomeromycetes, Archaeosporales, Ambisporaceae.
UACGUCGAGACAAAAACACCAGAAGCACCCCAAAAAACACAAGUUUUGGUAAAGAUUGCCGCGGCUAGUGUUAAUCCGGUUGAUUAUAAAACUAGACAAGGGCACUUGUCAGCGUUUAAAAAGAUGACGUUUCCAGCGUUUAUUGGGGUCGAUUAUUCGGGAACUAUUGUUGCGAAAGGAGAUAAAGUUACCGAAUUUGAUAUUGGUGACGAGGUUUUUGGGUCAAUUGCCAAUAUCUUUUCAGGAAGAGGAACCUAUGCAGAGUAUGUUUUGAUUGAAACAAAACAAGAUGCUAUAGCGAAGAAGCCGUCAAAUAUUAGUCACGAAGAGGCAGCCGGCGUUG